Molecule: messenger RNA, 5892 nt
Organism: Porites evermanni
Lineage: Eukaryota; Metazoa; Cnidaria; Anthozoa; Scleractinia; Poritidae
Source: the annotation of a GenBank genome assembly
AUGUCGAGAAUUGGUUUGGCGUUUUCUGGCGGCGGUAUCAGGUCAGCGGCUUUCUGUUCCGGAGUCCUGCGCAGAUUACUGCAACUCAAAGUGAAAAUUGAAAACAUGAGCUGCGUGUCAGGGGGCGGUUUCACAGGUACAGCCUACCUGGAUUGGAAAUAUCGGAAUGGGCAAAAGGACAACCCAAAAUGGCAUCAGGAAUUCUUUAAUCAAAUGAGAGAGAGAACUGGCUAUUUCUGUAAUUGGCAAAGCCUUGUUACAGGUUUGAUCGAUACAGUGCUAGUUACUACGAUAAUAGCACUCGUGUCCGUGAUUCUACCGGCUCUUAUCUGGAUGACCUAUGCAUGUCCUCUUGCAUACUUGGUCGAUUUCUUAGUUGGAGAUCUGUUACGAGCCACUUCGCAUGCGCAUAAACAUAAACACAACGUUCCGGACCUUGUUUACCAAAGAAACGUUCUGUUCGCCAGCCUUUUGGUGACGAGCGUUUUUAGUUUCAUAGUUGGGAGCAUUAUUCCGUGGGCAUAUAUUUUUAGGCUCAUCUCAACUUCAGCGCUGGUUAUUCUUGCUCUUUGUGUCUUUCCUUGGGCAAUUCACGCUAUUCUAGAGAACGCACCUACAUUGAUACAAUUGCUGGUGCUUAUCCUCGCUGCUAUUGUUUGGCUUGGUUUUCCAGCGUUCCGCCGACGAGCUGAAAUAGUUAUGGUGCUGUUUGCCUACGCGUUUGUCAUUCACUUCCGUGUCUACAAGCAUCUCUUUGGCGGUUUGGAGUAUUCUGACUUCACCUUUCAUGUCCUUAUCUGGGUUUCUGGUAUACUGCUUUGGAUACUACCUUUUCUUGGGGCAAUUCAGCAGAGACUGAUGAACGUUUUUAACCGGUAGGUUAGCACGUAAUAUCAAUGAAAGGAGACGUCGGGGUGGUGAGAUCCGCGUAUGGGUUCAUCUGAAAAGCUCUGAAAACGUAAGGAAAAGGCUCUGAAUGGAGAGAAGAAAGUGUAUAAUUUAAACAGGGCAAAUAUCUUUUUACAUGACAUGACAUUUUCCGAAGGGGAGAGUUUUUUUUUUUUUCGUUUCCCUCCAAGAAUCGAUGUUCUUGUGAUCUAUUGACGUUUGAAGGUACGGGUCUUUCUUUUUCAUGAAACUGAAAAAUAAUGCACUGCGUACUAAAAAUAAUUCCAGGGGAUGUCAUCAACUUAAAAUUAUAGCAGUGGACCACUCUCCCCGACGGUAAAUAAAUAAUUUCAUCCUGGAACUCCCCUCCCUCCCCCCCCCCACCCCCCCCCCCCCCCCCCCCCCCCCCCCCCCCCCCCCCCCCCACCCCCCCCCCCAAAAAACACAAAAAACAACACGCCAACAAAAAAGCAAAAAAAAAAAAAAAAAAACACAUAAGCAACACCAUAAAAACAAACACAAAGAAGGAGGAGGGGAGGAGGGAGAGAAAACAAGCAAGAACCAGAAGGAGGAGACAAAGCACAUAAAAAUAACAUUCAGUGAAAAUAAAAAAAAAUCCGUGGGAAUUAAUCAACUAUAAAUUUAAUCGGUUGGCCCCCCCCCCCCAAGAAUAAAAAAAAAUUUCUCCCCCGGCCCCCCCCCCCCCCCCCCCCCCCCCCCCCCCCCCCCCCCGAUCAGAAGGGACGCGUGUACUACACUGGCCAAAAAAAAACCAUAGGCAUUGCUGGCAUAACAGAAGUCAAAUUAAUCGGGCAAAUUUCCUAGCUAUCAUAUACAACUAUACUCCGAAGGGGAGGUGAAGAGUGGUGGUAUAAACCGCGACGCAAAGCGUCGAGGUAUAAAUCUAGCACUGUUCACCGACCCUGCGGGGGGUGGUUGUUUUAGCAUUUACCAAAUCAUUUGGAUAAAAUAGAAAAAAAUUACUUUUUGUAAAUUUUAAAUGUGAUCAUGACAUAGUCGGAACUUUGUUUACAAUUUACAAACGUUGCGGGAAAUUUUCAUGUGCAUGUUUAUGAUUUUGUUGCAAAUAAUUCAGCAUGAAAACAAUUUUCUACCUACCAAUAAACACUGACAAAACAAAGUUCGUCGCUUUCUAGGUAUUUUUUUUCUACGACUACUUGAUUUAUCGAUAAAAUUUGGUCUCCCGGAAACGUCUCUAAAUGAGGCGCCAUCUUGGCUCGGGACGCAAAACAGUGAAUAGCCAAGGAUAUUCCGAGUUACGUAUACGGGAGCCAAUCAAAACGAGCGAAAAUUUGUAUUCACUGAUUUGGUAAAUACUAAUAACCAACAGUUCGACUAGUAAAACUCAUCCUCGACAGAGCCAGAGCAGGUGUGGAUAUUUAUAAUAUUAGAUGUGUUUCCUUUCUGGUAACGGCUCUAGAAAUAAAUGAUUAUAGACUGUAAAUUAAUGUAUAUGUUUGCUAUACGUCAGGUGGCGUCUGCAAAAGGCAUUCUAUACACCUCAGAGUGUGGGUGAGACUGGUUGCUCUGGGAUUGGAUGGCACGACUUGAUUCUCACUUACCCCAGGUUUAUAUCAAAGGAACGAAAGAUCUUAAACUUGGCAGACUUUGAAAAUAUAUCUCCGUAUUACAUCUGCAACACAACUGUGAAUAACUGGAAAAGGACACCAGACGAUGAAGAAUCGUACGAGCUGCUCACACUCACUCCACGAGAAAUACAACGGCUGGACAGCCCGUACGAAGAGGACACCUUCAUGGACAAACUAGAGCCUGACGAUAUAAGACUGUCUGAGGCAAUGGCUUUGUCAGCAGCUUCCCUGUCACCUCACUUGAGGCUGGUGGUGGGAGACACCAGUCAAGUGAAACAUUUGGGCACAGAUUUGAUGAUAAUUGUAGGGACCGCCAUGGGGACAUCUAUUUUGUCAGAUCUUCAAACAGAAGGAAGAAAAAAUAUGCUCUACAAAGUAAGAUAGAUUACCUCUGGCAGAGAUUUCCAACUAACUUCAAUUUACAAUAAGUGUACUACUUCUUGUUAACGGUUUCUGUUAAAAUUAAAAAAACAAAAUGCUUUUUGGAGCAUGCGGAGUAUUUGUUGCACAGAACUUGUUAGGAAAUGCUAUACUGUUAGGGCCUAAAGGUUAUCUUCGGGCUGCAGUAGUGCACAAUUCUUUUUUCAUGGGGUGAGAGGGACCUCUCUGCGCAAAUUGGGAUCAGCAAAACUAAAACGAAAUAGGUACCCUUGAAAAAUGGAUAUUAUUGGUUGCUGUCUAACCUGGGAGUUUUAGUCAAUGUCCACAGAUGGCAAUUAAAUUUUUAUCAGAUCUACUCCUUAUUUUUUUCAGAUUUUACCACUUUUAAUGGAGACCUUACGUGCGCUUCCCUUGAUCGUAUUCCCCAUCCUAUACUUUGUCGAUGGAGACGAGAAAUGGAUGACCAUAGCAGUUUUCUUUUACUUGGGAAUAAUCUUUACGUUAUCGUUUAUUGCGAUGAUUCCCACUGGAAAAGAAAAACCAGGGCCACCAGAAAAGCUUACAAGGUACAGUGUAUGUCAUAUAUCAGUUUUGAAGGUUCUGGUGUUCAUUUUUCAUUAUCUUACUAAACCAAGAAUACCAUAAGCAGUAGGAGUAGACACCAUAAAUUAUUUAAUUAUAAACUUCGCCAUGGGGCCUGGAUCACUCACAGAGCAAGCUCCACUACGAGGUCCAGCAAAAAAAAGACAAUUAAUAAUGCAACUAACAAGAAUUACAAUACUUUAGAAACGACAAAAAAAGAAACAGAAAUGCAAAAACAGAAUUGGGGAGGACAUCGAUAAAAAAUCAACAGCACAUACGAUCGAGCAAGCUGUUCAAUGGCCAACUAGUGGGCACUUAAUACACACACUCUCAAAGGUCUGGGGGGUGUCGACAUCAUAAACAGACUAAGUGAGAUACAAGUAAUAACUACUGAACCGCCAGUGUUCCGGAGGUGGCCUGGUAAAGUAUUCCAGAUUCUUGGGGCUCUACGGUAAAAACUGUUCUCAAAGGUGACGGUGUUGGCCUUAAUCGUAUUCAACAGCGUACCCUUGGAGGAGACAGUGUGCCUGGGUCUAGUGGAAUUGAUGACUGAAAUAAAAGGAUCCGAUGGACAAGCUAAACAUUUGAAUAAGGACACCAAAUCUAAAAACUUGUGCCAAUAACAUAAUGGUAGUAGCCCAAUUGUCAAAAGCCUCUGCUCGUAACUAACUUCAGACCGAUACGGCAAAGACAGAAUGAAUUUUGUUGCGCGCCGCUAAAUUCUGUCGAUGUCAAGGAUAUGAUUAACAGCUUGAGGAGCCCACACCUGCGAGCAAAUGAAUCCAGUGUUCCUUGAACCUCUACUAUAUACAGAGGGGCUUAUUUUCACCAUUUUUCACCAAAAUUAAGUAACAAAUCAAUGAAAGCCUAGCCUAAGAAAACAGACAACAUUUCGAGACGCCAACAAAUGAUGUCCCCUCAAAAUGACAAGUGAAAAUUAUAACGAGCCCAAAAAUUCCAUACUGAGGACAUGUCACUGCCCAGAUCUGGAGUGACGCGUCAUCAGUUUGGGUUCUACGCUCGUUUCUUGACGUCAUUUUGCAGGGAAACUGUUGCGGCGUCGCGAAAUGUCGUCUGUUUUCUCAGGCUAAUGAAAGCCUAACUUAUUAAUCGUUGUAUUCUUUUUCAUUCUCUUCUAUCAGGUGGUUUUUAAUUAAUAUACCCUACGUACGCUUUAUACGAGACAUGACGGGGAUCAUCAACGUAGGCCCAUCACCCCCUCCAGUCAUGCGCAUCAGUGAUGGCGGUCAUACUGAAAAUCUCGGCUUGUUACCUCUGCUCAAGCUACGAUUAGAAAAAAUCGUUAUCGCCAACGGAACAGAAUGCAAAUCAGACAAAAAUUAUGGUGUUGAGUUACUUCACUCGUUAGAACUGGCCAGAAAAAAGCUUCAAUGCUCUUUCACUGCUUUAGACGGCCGUGACGUUAUGGAAGAUAUCCGGGUAAACUUUGUGGACAAGAAACAAGGCGAGCAGCCAAGAAGCUACACGUAAGUACAUUCGCUUUCAUAAACUAAGCUGUCUGUAAAACCCAGCUCAACUGGUUCCUUCAGUGUAGUUGAGUGAAUCCCUGCUGACUUCAUUGUUUACCUUUUUGGUAAUUAGCAAACAGGUUAACCUAUAGAAAACGUCGCCUAAAAGUUGAAAGAGCUGGUUAAUUUCAGCAGUUUGUGCAAUUUCCAGCUCUUUGCAAGCAAUACUAAGAAAAUAUAGGCAAUCAAAUAUUGCGAAGUUGCUGGAUGGCAAAAACGUUAAUGACCAGAUACAUUCUUUGUAAAUGUUUGUCGAGUGUUUUCAAAGAAAAUUUCUCUGAACUUUUUAGCUAUAUCAGGCUCGUGAAAUUUCCAGUUAUAAAUGAGAAAUUUUAUGCCCUGUCAAUUAGAUGUACGUUUGACGCCGGUCUAAUUUCUAUCAUCAGGUUUAAAGUCAGUUACUACUCAGCAGACCAUGAUAACGGCAUCGAAAGGAUGGUUGGAGUAGGGCAAAUUCUAUUACUCGCUCCUCGGCAUCCUAGCAAGGGAGUGCGAACUAAAGAACGCGUUUCAUGGAAAAUAGCGUUGCGUGACAUUGAUGUUGAUCUUGAAGCUGGUCAGUGGGGUACCGGGCCUACGCUAAAGGCAGAAGAAGUUGACCGUUUAACUUUUUGUUGCUGUGAGUGCUGCCAUGGUUCAACCUGCCGCUCAGCAUCACAGUGGUGUUGUGGCUCCUUCCCAGGUCACAGCAAUGCGAAUCAGUUUUUCACACCUUCCUUGUUUUCGGCUUAUCAUCGUGAAGGCUACCGAGCAUGUGUGGAGGCGAAGGCAGCAGAGUUUCUCUCCACAUAAAUCAAUUAACUGGCAAUUAGCUGUUAGAACUAACUGGUUCAAAAGAACAAUGGGCAAUGUUUGAACCUACUAAACUUGUUAUUUGAUUAAUUUUUUAUAUUCAUGAUGAU